Molecule: messenger RNA, 345 nt
Organism: Colletotrichum spaethianum
Lineage: Eukaryota; Fungi; Ascomycota; Sordariomycetes; Glomerellales; Glomerellaceae
Exons: 1
Coding region: 1-345 (114 amino acids)
Source: RefSeq, a predicted model, not a curated record
AUGCGCACACGUGCGCAAGAACUCAUUUGGAACUGUCGUCAGGGCCGCAUCUUUCCCCGGAACUUGCGCAAGUACAAGCUGGCGACACUUGUUAUUGGCACUAUUGCUACUCGUCCGAAUGCUGUGUACCAGCGUAUGGAUUCGCCCAACAGCGUCACUCAGGACUGUGUGCUCAGGGUCGAUACCCUCAACCCCAACCCUGCGCCUGCGGUGCAGUAUGUCUUCAGUGCUGAAGAGGGAGAGUACUUCCUCAGACAGCAUGUCGGCGACAACAUCCGCGUCACGCCAUUUGUCAGAUCUGAUCUCGAGGACUGGAUCAAUGAGUUCCGCAGCAUGCUUGGCUGA